GUAGACCAUCAUUGCUGCUUGGAGUGUUCCAGACAAAAUGCCUCAAAUUAAGGUGAUAUUGCCAAUACCACGAAACUGUAUCAGUGAAGUCUGGUGGUGUUUUUAUUUUUCUGUCUUCCCAUUCUCUAAAGCAUCAUGGAAGAGAUUAGGGAGGGGGAGGUAAAUGAGAAUAGUUUGAGAUGCAAAUUAGUGUCAUGGUAUUAAUAUUGGGGAAAUGGCUAGAUUCAAAUACUGGAUUUGUGAGUUUUGGUUGAAUGAAUAAAACAUGGGGUGGGUUUACAGGAGAGACUAUCCUGUCUUCUUGUUGUAUAAGCACAUUUCAAACCAGUCAAUCUCAAAGAGUGUGGUGUGGUGAUGGGGUUUUUUUUUUCUUAAAAUAUUUGUUCAGGAAACUUGGCUUAUGUUACAGCUUUGAGGGAGAACUGAAAUGUGGAUAUGCUAUUACAUACUUUAUCCUCUAACUGGGUGCCCCUCUUGGCUCCCUGCUAACCCAGUCUAAGCUCUGCCCUUUGCAAUUGGCAAUCAGUGUAGGAAGCGUAUAGAGAAAAGGCCUUAAACAGUAGUUUUUUUUUAUUUCUCCUUCCUUAUUUGCAAUGUUUGCCUUGCAUGAACUGGAUUUUAUAACUUGCUAAAUCAUUAAUGGGUUACUCCAAGCACCUUUUCCCACUUGUGUUUUGAAGUGCUCAUGGUGCUUGGAGUAUAGAUGUGCCGCAGUUUAAAACUCUGAGCGUUCUAGGCUGGCCGGUGUCAAUUCUGUGCAUUUCUAUCUGUUGGCAGAAGACCAAUGGUGAUAUGCACACUCCAUGCUGCCCAGGUCCUCCUCAGCCCUUUCUCUGGGAUGUUGCUCCAACUGCAGGGAAAACCUGACCUUGGCACUGGAAUGCAGUUAUUUUCCCUCUAUAUAGUGAAUUUCACUGUACCAGUGUGUGUGUGUAUAUAGCUGAGAAAAUGGUUACUGCAAUACCCAGAGAAAAGCUAAAAUACAAACUUUUACUGUUGUGCUUCUGAUGCCUCUCUGCAGCUCAAAACAAGGUAAAGUGAUCCACAAAAAUAGAAAGAAAAAAAAAAAAAAGGGCAGCACAAACAAUUGCAAAUGUGCACACAGUGCCACAAAAAUGUAUUUUUAAGAACAUAAGGUACAAACAUUUCAGGUUAUAAGAUUUACUGCCUUAUUAAAAGUAACUUUUUUAACCCUUUAAUAUAUAGUUUAAAAGAAAACUAAACAUUUCAUGGGAGAAGAAAAGGCUAACACAAGUUCAUUUAGGAAACUCCUCUUAACAUGUACAAAAGUAUAUAACCUAUAUAUUUCAGACUGCGAUGAAGAAGCAAUCUUCAAAAGAUCUCCCUUCAGAGAAAGGCAGCAGGUUCUCGCUCAGAGUUGCUUUAAAAAAACCACCCAUAUAUUCUGAGAGCAGUGAGGAGGAUGCAGAAGAAAAUGGUAGCUGCUCGUCUCCUGAGACCGCAAUCCCACCACCAGUCCAAAAGACUCCUUCAGACUCUGAGGACGAACAGCCAAAUGAAUUCCUACAAAGAAGGGCAAAAAACAUUCAGGAUAAUAAAGCCAUGGUUUGUCACUGGUACAAAAAACUGAUGUGGGGGACUGUAACAGGAGGGACACUUCUAAUCUGACUUUCAUGUUCCACAGCUUGCAAAACUUAUGGCAGAUCUGGAGAAACUUCCAGGAAACCUCCUGACAGACCCUGGAGAGCAGAGCAGUGGUACUCCAGUGAGUACAUUACAUGCAAGUGCCACGUACUGGGUGUGUGUGUGCGCUAUAGCUAUCUUCUCCUUGUCAAUCUUUAGAUGUGAUGGUUUCAGGAUCCCUGGUGUAGGGCCCAAAAACGUUAAACCGUGUCCUGGGUAUUGCAUAAACUGGCACGUCAUAAAAAUCCUUCAUAAAGACUAGAACACUCUUAUUUGUGAUAAAUGUUGGAACACUUAUAACAAACUAUUCUGACCAUCUUGCACAAUUUUCUUCUCUUUACCUUCCUUGUAGAGGUCCAGAAGGUUCCCUCGUUCUAAAACUCCUCAGGAGCUGCUGAGACGGAACCCUGAGCGAGCCAGCCGGCGCUUAACUCGUUCCAUGGGUGGUGUGCAGCCACGAUCUCCAGAGAAAGAAAGGAAAAGGGAAUUGAUGGACAGGCUGCGGGAUGAUCUGUUGGAUGAGGAAGUGAGUAACAGGCAUUCAUCCUUGUAGGACUGCAAAUACAUGAUCCACAACUGACUCUCUCUGCAAGAGUUUUACAUGGCAUCACAUUCCAGAUUUCCAUGAAAAUUCUGAAAAUGUUAUGGGUUUAUAUAUGGGAUUAAAUUGUACCAUAAUUGUUGUGGGUAUUAAAAGAAUGUUGGGGUUUGGCCAUGAUGCAAAAACUAAAGGGACCUGCAUCACUUGACACGUUUUUACAUCAGCAAUGAAACAAAAUAAACAUGCCAAUAAAACGAAGAAAAUUUUAAAUGUAUGUAGUCUAUAAACUUAGACUGACUGCAAUUUUUGGACUUGUUUCUAAGCUAGGGGAAUAUCUUCAGCUCCCCUCCCUCUUCUAACUCAAACCCCACUUCAUUUCAUACCAGUGUACCAAUGACUGAAACAGGGCAUCAUUGUGCAAUGUCAGGAGAGAACUAACACUGGAGCCUGCUCUGAAUGAUCACACUCCAAAUAAGUGUCUAGCUUUUAUAAAGCAAAGUGUUAAGCAGUACUGGUAAAAAAAAUAAAUAAAAUUGGCUUAAUGUGUAGGAAUUUAAGAUUAGUUUUGGAUGCAAUUUGACAACUGUUAACAGAUCUGAUGUAGAUUUCUAGUAAUCAGCGCUUUAAACAAAGAAUGUUCACGCAUAGAAACAUUUUAAAAUUGUAUAAGAGGAAUUCUGAUUUUCUUUUAUCGAAGUCCUGUCUUGCUCAGGAACUCUGUACCACUGACUCACAGUAACAAGGCAGAACAAUCUCCUUUCUCCUUUCUCCUUCCUCCAUUAGGAAUCUACUCCACAAAGACGUCGCUCUUCUCGUCCAAGUGCCUUAACAAUUCCUCAUGUGGUGCGUCCAGUUGAGGAAAUAACAGAGGAUGACCUCAAAAAAGUAGCAGACUCUGUGAAAGAGAAGGUUUACCACAGUGUUCAUGUAAGAGAAAUGUCAAUAUUUUAUUUGGGUUAAAGGGGAAAAUAGUCACAUGUGAGCCCAAACUUUUAGGAAAUACAGAACUUCAAUACUAGGGAUGAUGGAAAUACUUGGUUAGAAAAGAGAACUGGUGAUCUCCACCAUGUGUCCUCACAGAUCUAAAUCCCAUACCUCUCCUCACACAACCAAUGGUCAAGGGUUUCCGAGAUCACUGCACUGGGACAGAACUGAAUAAUUUAACACUGAGUAGUGUGCUUUGGGACAAUGUCCAGUUACAGCAGUUUCAGAACCAAAGUGUGCUCUAGACUUGGUUCUGGGGUGAAAUGGGUAUAAAUGUCUGCACUGGACUAGAAUAAAACAAAACAAAAUCCUGCUUGACGUCACCCACACCUGACUCGAAAGUCAAAAGCUGCCACCACCAAUACAAUUUAUUAAAUGGAGUACUGGUUCACCAAAUAAAGUAGAUCUUAAAACCCAUCAGCACUAUCAACCAUAGUUACAUAUGCAAUCUGAAAAGACUUAUUAAUCAGUCUCUUCAGGUAAUGUGAUGCUUUACCAGACAAAAUGAGUCGUGCACACAUGAAAAAAUGACAAACAUUAACCAUUAAAAAGGUAAUAGAAAUUUUACUGUUGAGAUCUGACUCUCACGGCUCACUAUCACUCCAUGGACUUUUUACCUGGGUUCCAAGCCGCCCAGAAGGGGUAAAGAGUGGAGGUAAGGCAUUACUAUAGUAAGUUAAUGUUGCCUUCACACCCACUCUUUUUUUUUUUUUUUUUUGUCAGCGCAAACUCCAACUUAAAAAAAUACAUUAUAUGGGGCGGAUAAGUAGUUGUGGGAGGGGGUAGGCAGGAGCUCUAAAGGGGAAUAUGGGUUCAGGUGUUAGGUGCUGUUUUGGGGAGACAUGAGCUCUAGUUGGAGGGAGAGAGGCAGUAACUAACACUCCCUCCCCUUCCCUAGCUUUUCUGCAAUUGGUGAGGGAUCUUUAUGCCUGGUGGUCCAGUGGGAGAAACACUGAAGGCUCUCGCGAGCUCCGAUGUUAAGAACGUUGCCUUGGUAAACUGGAGCUCACAGAAGCCAUGCUGGGCCAGACCCUUUCUAGGCUUUAACAUGGGUGCAGCAGCCAUUUUUAGCAAACAAGAACAUGGUUUGCACCUGCAGAGGGGCCUCAAAACUCUAUGGCAUACUAGUGUCCCUCGUGUGGUUUACUCUCCCUGGUCACUCUGCCCCAGGGCACAAGGAACAGCUGCUGUGGGCCCAGUAAGUUUUGUGGCACAGGGCAAUUGCUCAAUUUGCCAUGCAGUAAAGAUAGCCCUGAUCACCAGGGCAAAUUUGCAGUAUCCUCAAUAGAACUCCUAUUAUGUACUCAUGCAUGCGCAACACUGACCUCUGCUCCUGGCAUCCAAAGUCCCAAGCGUUGAGCAGAAGGAUUGCAGUGCUGGCAAGGGACAGGUUCAAGUAAAUAAACUCUCCUUCUCCUGCACUGCCAGUGCAGCAAUCGCAAUCAAGUGUCUUUGCAAAUAAUGCAAGGACAUCAGACACGAACAGAGCUGUGUGGUGUUUUUUCAUUGUUGGUUUUUGUUAUGUAGAUUUUUAGCUUUACAGACAAAAAGAACCUUGUUGAUAUGGUUUUGUGUAAUUUCCAGGGUUCCACUUGCCACCAAUGCCGCCAGAAGACUGUAGACACUAAGUCAAACUGUAGGAAUGUAGAGUGUCAAGGGAUCCGGGGUCAGUUCUGUGGGCCCUGCCUGAGAAACCGAUAUGGAGAAGAUGUGAGAAAAGUGCUUCUUGAUCCUGUGAGUAAAAUGUUUAUACAUCAUCUGACUCUAUUCCAGUACUUUCAUGGCUUCUCAUCUAUAUAUCUAACUUUUAAUUUUUACAAAAUCCCUUUGUAUAUGAACUGAAGACCACUAUAGUGCCUUGAGGGUGCCCCCACCCUCAGGGACCCCCUCCCUCCCGGCUCUGGGGAGAGGAAAGGGGUUAAAACUUAUAUCUUUCCAGCGCUGGGCGGGGAGCUCUUCUCCUCCGGUCCUCCUCCUCCUCUCCUCCCAUUUGGCUGAAUGCGCACGCGCAGCAAGAGCUGCGCGCACAUUCAGCCGGUCUCAUAGGAAAGCAUUUACAAUGCUUUCCUAUAGACGCUGGCGUCUUAUCACUGUGAUUUUCAGUGAGAAUCAUGCAAACGUCUCUAGUGGCUGUCAAUGAGACAGCCACUAGAGGCUUUGAGGGCUGGAUUAACCCAUUUACAAACAUAGCAGUUUCUCUGAAACUGCUCUAUUUAUAAAAAAAAAAAUAGGUUAACCCUAGCUGGACCUGGCACCCAGACCACUUCAUUAAGCUGAAGUGGUCUGGGUGCCUAGAGUGGUCCUUGAAGUAUUGUGCAUCCUAUACAUUUUACAACACUGGUUGUUUUCACACUUCUCCAUAAUGGGUGAGAAUCUGGGAUUGCAGCAGACAUGGGGUGGGAAACCUUUGGCCCUCCAGAUGUUGGCCUAGAUCUCAAUUGAUUUGCUAGCAUUAUGGCUGUAAGAGCAUCAAGGGAGAUUUAGUCCAAAACAUCUGGAGGGUCAAAGGUUCCCCACUCCUGCAGUAAACAAGGUAGCGCAAAUAAUUCAGCACCUGGUAACACUAGAUUAACAAAGUGAAUGUUCUAGUAUCUAAUCUGGAGGAUGGUAUAAGGCAUGGGGAAAAUAUUCGGCUCAGUUUGGCCUUCGGAACUCCGGCAUUUCGGGACUUCUCUUGCAGCCGCUUGGUAGAUAACUCCCUAAUUCCCACAGUAUUAGGGAGUUAUCUACCAAAAGGUUGAAAGACCUAAAUUGGUCUUUCAGCCAAAUUAACUUUUACGAAGUUAAUUACUUAGUGUUAGUAAAUUUUGCCCCUACUCGCUAUACAGUGAGCACUGUUUAAAAAAAAAAACUCUUGCCCCCACUCCUGAGCGGUGGGUGCCCUAAAUACAAAUUUAGCGCACACCCUCCGGUGACUAGGGGUCCCCAAAGCCCUAGUCACCCCCUCCACAAAAAAUGAAGCCCUACCUACCCCCCUCACCCUAAAAACGAGGGGACUUUUAACUAAGUACCUAUAAAAAUAAACUUACCAUUCAAUGUUUUCUUUCUUCUAAAAUCUUUUCAGCCCCAAAAAGGCAAAUAAAUCCAUAAUAACCGACGCAAUUGAAGAAAAACCGAGCGCAAAAAAUUCAUCUUCACCCAUGGCGGGCUCCACGAAGACUGAGCUCUGCAGGGUGGGGGAAGGCUUAUAAAGCCUUGCCCCGCACUACGAUCUGGCUCAGAGCACUCUGGUGGGUUUAAGCCAUCCAAUUGGAGUGCCAGGUAAAUGAAGACUGACCGGUAAGUCUCUAAUUUAGCUGUCACAGCACUGAUUGGUGGAUUUCAAACCAACCAGAGUGCUCUGUCAUUUUACACAGCGUAGGAAAGUUCUUUGGAAUUUUCCCACGCUGUGUAAUUUGACUCCUAACUCUCUGGUUACUUAAUCAACCAAUCGGUGUUAUGAGUCAAAUUACAGCAUGGGAAAAUUCCAAAGAACUUUCACACGCUGUGUAAAAUGACAGAGCACUCUGGUGGAAACCAACCAAUCAGUGCUGUGACAGGUAAAUGUAGAGACUUACCUGUAGGAAGGAACCGAAUGUCCAAAAUUCGGCCAAAUUGCACAUGUCUAGAUGGUAUCCAUUUGUUCUUGGUGUCUGUUCUUCAAAAUGCUGUAUUGGAGGAAAGUAACCAUAGCUUAACACUCUGUGUUUAAACUUUUUUUUUUUAGGACUGGCAGUGUCCUCCAUGCCGUGGAAUCUGUAACUGCAGCUUCUGUCGCCAGAGAGAUGGCAGGAGUGCAACUGGGAUCCUCUUCCCAUUGGCCCGCUACCAUGGGUUCAGUGAUGUUCAUUCUUACCUGAACAGGUGAGGCUUUCCUGUACUGUAAAUAGAACCAUGUGCUUAUGAUGAAUAUUCCCCUGGGGUGGGGUUUUAUGGUAGAACAUGCUUAGCCAGUAUCACUUGUCUCUUUCCUGGCUGUGAAUCUGAAGGCUUUUAUCUGCAGAUGUCUAUACUUCAGUGGCACAGACCUUUGUAGCAUUUCCUUUCAAAAAGGUUAAUUUAGCAUCCUAGGUCAAUUUACAUGAGCUCUGCACAACCUGUGUCCCCCCAGAUGUGUUUAACUACAACUCCCAUGAUUCAUCCCAUGGCCAUCUCUUCAAAAAAUCAUGAGUUGUAGUUUAAAAACAUCUGGGGGCCGCAGAAAACCUGUAAGCACGAACACAGGGUGGGUUUAGUUAAUCUGCAGAAUGUAUUAACUCCAACAAAGGAAGUCCAGAACCACAAUGAAGGUCCCUCUUGCACUAUUUGUUGGAUUCCAAAUAUUUUAUAUUCUCUAGUAAUUUCGAGUGAGAAACAAUCAGAACAGACGUGAGCUAGGUUUCUCUUCAUGGUGUUCUUAAAACUCUAGUGAAGCUAAAACUGGAUGGAGUCUAGAUAGGAUGUGGCUUAUUGACUUCCUUACUCUGUUUUACAUAAAUAUAGCUAACUUGAAAUGACUGAACAUGAACGAUAACUAUUUGGGCAGAGCAUUUGCUAAAACUGUAAGCAGAGGCAAGUGCGAUCUUAAAAGAUUAAAAAUCUCUUAAAGGGACACUGUAGUCACUAUAAGCAUUUCAUCUCUUUGAAUUGGUUAUAGUGCCUGGAGUGGCCUGGCACUGUCCCUCCAUUCAGUGUUGCACCAUGUUUGUGCAGUAUGCCACAAAAUAAGUCCCAGGCCACCCACAGUCCGGCCCCUUCAGUACGUGUAGCUAAGGCAGAGAUUACACACUUCCUUGUUGUCAUACCCAUUCAUACCGUCAGUUGGAACUCUGACAGGCUUAAAGCAGUCAGCUGACACUCUCAGCCAAUCACAGCUGCCUAUUGCUGCUCACGGUAAUACUUCCUUAUUAGCCAAAGCAGCACAGAGGGGAUGGAUUGCCGGGGACUUUUGUUUAGCAUUAAAAGUUUAAAAACUGUUUUAAUGCUGAAAGAAAUGAUGGUACCAGAGGACUCCAGACACUAUAACCAGUUUAAUGAGAUGAAGCAGAUACAGUGCCUAUGGUGUCCCUUUAAUUUAUAAAAUGGUAGCCAAUGCGAAUUUACUGAACAGCCAGUACUGUACUGAACCGCUUGCCAAAAACCUUCAUAGCGUGAUUUUUAACCGAAGUCUUGAGGUGGAACAUGCACAAAUAACCAUGGUGAUUUGUGGGUCGUCUUUGAUUUUUGUAUCUGGUUUUCUGCUAAACUCAAUAUUUUUCUCAAACUGUUAAUUUUGUCUCUCCAGCUUGAGGCAGUCAAAGGACAAAGAGGAAGAUGACGACUAGUUAGUUAUUUAAGCUUUAUAUACCCUUGAGAAAAUCCUUUACUACCUGUUCUGAUCUUAUUGCAUGUCUGUCUGAUAAAUUAUAGCUGUAUUUAUGUAUAUG
This is a messenger RNA of Pelobates cultripes (western spadefoot toad), 8553 nucleotides long. NCBI's taxonomy places the organism in Eukaryota, Metazoa, Chordata, Amphibia, Anura, Pelobatidae. The record is from the annotation of a GenBank genome assembly.